CCGCGGGCCGGAAGUGACGCUGGCGUCUGGGAGUGGGCGGGGUUCUAGGGCGGUAAUGGCGGCGGCUGGCGUUCGCAGUUGUUGAAGCCUUCGGCGUCUGAGGAGAACAACAAUGUCAUCCUUCCAAGAAAUUCCAUCUUCAAGUAGUGCCCUUCAGACUUCAAAUUUUGCACAUGUUAUCUUUCAAAAUGUCGCAAAAAGCUAUCUUCCUAAUGUGCAUCUUGAAUGCCAUUAUACUUUGACUCCCUAUAUACGUCCUCAUCAAAAAGAUUGGGUUGGUAUUUUCAAGGUUGGCUGGAGUACAGCAAGGGAUUAUUACACAUUUCUUUGGUCACCUAUGCCUGAAAAUUAUGUGGAAGCAUCAACAGUUAACUGUGUGCUGUCAUUUCAAGGAUAUUAUCUUCCAAAUGAUGAUGGUGAAUUUUACCAGUUCUGUUAUGUGACACACAAAGGUGAGAUCCGUGGAGCAAGCACACCUUUUCAGUUUCGAACAUCUUCUCCUGUUGAAGAAUUGUUAACAAUGGAAGAUGAAGGAAAUUCUGAUAUGUUGGUGGUGACAACAAAGGCUGGACUUCUUGAGUUCAAAAUAGAAAAAACUCUGAAAGAAAAAGAAGAUCUAUUAAAGGUAACUGCUUCACUUGAAAAGGAAACUGCCCAUCUCAGAGAACAAGUUGAAAGACUGGAAUCAGAACUAAACUACGAAAAGGAAAGAUACGAUCAGCUGGAAGCACAGCAGAAGGAUAACUUUAAAACUGUUGACACUCUUCAAACGGAAAAGGACAGUCUCAAGAAAAAAUACGACGAGGCAACUUCCAAGGUUCUGCAGCUUGAAGAAGAUAUCAUGACUGUUACCCAAAAAGCUAUUGCGAAAGAAACAGAGUUAGACAGCUUCAAAGACAAACUCAAGAAAGUUAUCCUUGAAAAGGAACAACUUGAAUGCCAGUUAAAGACCGAAAAGGAUGAAAAGGAACUCUACAAGAUACACCUGAAGAACACAGAGAUUGAAAACACUAAACUAGCUUCAGAGGUUCAGACAUUAAAGAAUCUGGAUGGAAAUAAAGAGAAUCUGAUAUCUUAUUACAAAGAGGAGAUUGGCAGAUUGCAACUGUGUGUAGCUGAGAAAGAAAACCUAAAGAGAGCAUUUUUGCUUACUUCAUCAAAUAAGGAAGAGGCAAGCAUGUUAAAGGAACAGCUUCGAAAAGCUGAGGAUCAGAUUCAAGCUAGUAGGCAGGAAGCUCUGCUGAUGUCAAAAGAACUUAGUGAUGCAGUAAAUGUGCGUGAUAAAACUAUGGCCGAUCUUCAUAGCGCUCGACUAGAAAAUGAGAAGGUGAAGAAGCAACUUGCUGAUGCUUUGUCUGAACUCAAAAAAAUCACUCUAGUGAAUAAUGAACAGGAAGUAUCAAAUGCUGUAGAAAAAGAGCUGCGCAGAGAAGUUGAAGAUUUGAAGCUGCGCCUACAAAUGGCUGCUGAUCAUUACAAAGAAAAAUUCAAGGAGUGCCAGAAGCUGCAAAAACAAAUCCAUAAGCUUAUGGACCAGACUGCCAAUGCAGGGAAUCAGCAGAAUCUAACAGAUGGCUCAAAGUGUGAAGCUCGUAUGUGUGAGGUUGGAGAUAAAAAGUUGCCUACAUCUCCAGAAAAGGAACAACUUCACGAAAAGAAUAAGGAAACGGAGAAAUAUAAGAAGUACAAGCGGGUGCUGUCAGAUGAGAAAUUAAAAUGCAGUGCCUAUGCUGAUGAAUUGGCCAAGUUGGAGUUGAAAUGGAAGGAGCAAUUGAAAAUUAAUGAAAGUGUGAAGCAACAACUAGCUGCAAUGGAAGAUCAAUAUUUAGUUCAGUUGGCUGACAAGGACAGACAGAUAAGUGAGCUCACAUCACAUUUGGGAAUCCUCACCAAUGAGAAGAAUUCUAGAAGGAGACCUGGAAAUCAAACAGAGAGAAUCACUGAAGGGCAGGUUUCUCAGCAGGCGUUGUAUUUUCUCAAUCCAGUCCUCAAUCCUGAAGAAGAGGGCCCAGUUCCUGCUAUUCCAGCUAGAUUACCAGUACUGCAAUAUGGAAACCCCUAUUCGACCCAGGAAACUAGAGAUGGAGCAGAUGGUGCUUUUUACCCUGAUGAGAUCCAAAGGCUUCCUUCAAGAGCAGCCUCUUGGGAAAUGGAAGACAAUGUAGUGUGCAGCCAGCCUGCUCGCAACCUCAGUCGGCCUGAUGGUUUAGAAGAUCCUGAGGAUAAUAAUGAUGAUGGGGCAAGUGCACCAUCUGACCCUGAGCCACCAAACCCCCGCUUGCAUGAACGCGGAACAGGCUUUUGCUUUGAUUCCAGUUUUGUGCACAUCAAGAAGUGUCCUCUCUGCCAAGUGAAGUUUCCUCCGAACUAUGAUCAGUCGAAGUUUGAAGAACAUGUUGAAAGUCACUGGAAGGUGUGCCCGAUGUGCUGCGAACAGUUUCCCCCUGAUUAUGACCAGCAGAAUUUUGAAAGGCAUGUUCAGACACAUUUUGACCAGAAUGUCUUGAAUUUUGAGUAGCUUGGGCAGUUUGGCUUUAGACAAAUCAAAUAAGCUCUGUAAGGUGACAGAAUGCAGCUUUUAGAACUCGAGGCAGACUUCUUAUUUAUAGGCACAGUGCUCUGCAUUGCAACUGAACUAAAUCCAACCUUUGGCCCAUUAGCAACUGUUUGGUUAGCCUCCCUUGAUCUUGCGUAUUCCCAAAGCUGUUAUAAUAUCUAUCAGUAUUUAUUCCCAAGCUAACAAAUUGCAUCGAACACAGGAAAUACACCGACCUGUUGAGAAAUUUGAGCAGUUCAAACUGUGGCCGUGGUACGUUCACAGAAUGACACGAGUUUGCUCUUGCUUGUGCUGAUGUAUAAUUAGAUAAAGACAUCCAUACAAUUAGAUAAAGAAAUCCAUUAUAAUAAAAUGAGGUUUCUCAGUAAACUUGUGUGUACCUUUCAUGUCAUUCUUGAUUCUGAAAUUUAUUCAACGAAAGUAUGGUUUUUACAUCUGUUUCAGGAACGUAACCAUGUUAAGAUUUCCUGCUUGCAAAACAUCGUUAUGAUUACAUUUAGUUUUGCAUAAUUACUAUCUCUUCUUGCAAGUGUCACGUUCACUCUGAAUCUGUUAAAAAGUUCUGAACUUAGAGGUAUUAGAAGAUAAUUGUAUAAAAUUGGUGCAUUUGGCUUUCUUUGUACUCAGAUUUUUAAUUUGUGUGCAUCACCUCUUUCCUUUUCUGGGUGGAUUUGCCAAUUGCGUUCAUAGGACUAAAGGAGGUUUUGUUUUUUUUUUUUAAUUUUCUGCAUUCUACUUUGCACAUUUCCCCUUUACAUUUGUGAUGUGUAUAUCUAAAACUAUAUUUUUGAAGAGUUACUUAAUCUUUAGUAGGCAAUUUGAUCUUUUUGGAUAAAAUUAUUCACUUUUCAUCUGUUGUACAAUAGUCAGAUUAAAAAUAAAAAUAAAA
This is a messenger RNA of Anolis sagrei ordinatus, 3446 nucleotides long. RefSeq names its product Tax1 binding protein 1 (gene TAX1BP1). Gene Ontology annotation, biological process: negative regulation of apoptotic process. The record is from RefSeq and is a predicted model, not a curated record. NCBI's taxonomy places the organism in Eukaryota, Metazoa, Chordata, Lepidosauria, Squamata, Anolidae.